AUGGAUCCAGCGACCUAUGCUGAGUAUUUGAAGGAAUCUGGAAACCAGAUUUUUAAGAGUGGGAACUUUUCCUUGGCCAUCAGAAAAUACGACGAGGCCAUCCAGGUUCUGCUCCAUUUGUACCACUGGGUCCCCCCGAGAGACCUGGCUGUGCUUCUUUGCAACAAGUCCAACGCGUUUUACAACCUGGGGAAGUGGAAUGAGGCGUUUUAUGCAGCCAAAGAGAGCCUGCAGUGGGAUCCCUCUUAUGUCAAGGGCUACUACCGAGCUGGCUACUCGCUCCUGCAGCUCCUGCAGCCCUAUGAGGCCGCGCAGAUGUUUCUGGAGGGUCUGCGCAUCCUGCAGAGCUCCCCAGACCAGGUGCAGAUCUCGGACCUCAUUGUGGGCAUCUUUACCACCAUCAGUGGGGAGCACAUCAUCCUGCGCAGCUUCCUGCCCUUCUUUGAAAAGAUUUUCAGCGUGGGCUUCGACGCCAGUGUCUGGCAGGUGGUCAUCGAGAAACUGGCCAAGAAGGGGCUGUGGCAUUCCUUCCUUCUUCUGUGCACUAAGAAGGAUAAGCUGCCCCGUGACCUGAGGGUAUCUGACCUGUCCCUGAAGGGUCUCUUUGAGAAAUACGUUCUCUUCGGUCACUAUGAGAAGAUGGAGCAGAUUCCUAAGCUCGUGCAGUGGCUGAUCUCGCUGGGGGCCAGUGUCCAAAGCAUCGGGCCCUACCCCCUGCAUGCCAUCAUGAAACUCUGCAUCCGAGCAAAGGAAAACCACCUGUUCAGGUGGCUGAUGGACCAGAAGCCCGAGCUGAGAGCGGACAUUAACCAGACGGAUGCUGAUGGCUGUACCCUCCUGCACAUUGUGGCCUCUCACUGCUCCGGGUACCUCGGCAGACGGCAGACUGAGGAUGUGCAGAUGCUCCUGUACUUGGGGAUAGACCCCACCAUUGUGGACAAGCAGGCGCGCUGUGCCAUCGAUAUCCUCAAGCGCAACAAGAACUUCAAGGCUGUGGACAAAAUCAACUCCUUCUUGGAUAGCCGCAAGCGGGGCUGUGCCAAGGGUGCCUCAGGUAUUGGGAGACCCAAGAUGUCACUGUGUAUUACAGGCCAGAAUGUGAAUGACCCCUCCCUGCGGGAGAGCCACGCCUUUCUGGACAUCCUGGAGCCCUUCAUUCAGUACCUGUGUACGGAGAACCGGUCCCAGCAGAAGGGGCUGCUUAAGCACGAGGUGGUCCAGAGGUUCCUGCGCCUUCUGUCCACCAUCCAGGUUCUCCCCCGCCACGUCGUUUGCGAGUUCAACCACGCAUGUGCCAGCGCCUUCAUCCGGCUGCUGCUGGAGAAGCAGAAGUGGCACGAGGUCCUGCUCCUGCUGACCGGCAAGGCCAACGACGAGUCGUCCGUGGCCGACGGCCUCAUCAAGAACUGUAACUUCUCGGACCUGGACAUCCGCACUGUGAUCCAGCACCUCAGCCAUUGGGACCGGCGCCGCAUCUACCUCCUGGGCUGUCUGAUUGACUGCGGCGCCCCCACAGAAGGGCUGAACAGGAACCAAGACCGCGAGAGACCGCUCACAAUGUGCUUGAAAAGUGGGGACUAUCAGCUGGCCUUCUUGCUGUUGACCAAGGGCGCGGACCCGCGGGGCAUGACCCUCACGGAAGGGGACAUGCCUCUCCAUGUGGCGCUGUUCAUUUAUCUGGAUAAGCGAGCGGACAUUGGCUUCACUUUCCUGAGUCACCUGCUGGACCUGUACAGCUCCAGCCCAUCCGACUUCUCCUUCCUGAACCCCAAUGCGCAGGAUGCCAACGGGAACACGGUGAUGCACAUCAUCUUCCAGAAAGGGAUGCUGAAGCGCGUCAAGCGGGUGAUGGGCUUGCUGGCCAGGUUCGACAUCAACUUUAACCUCAAGAACAAGGAGGGCAAGGACGUCCGGCACCGUGUCAAGAAGAACGACUCGCUGCUGCUGACCUGGAACAAGGCCGUGAUGGAGAACCGCAAGAAGGGCCGGCUGGACCUCAUCUCCUCACACACGCCGCGGCUCCUCAAGGCUCUGCCCACCAGCCCCACGCAGCAGCAGAAGAACGGGGCUCUGGCUGCGGCGGGCUCUGCCGCCCGGCUCCCGCUGGGGGAGGCGGCCCCUGGGACUCUGCGGGGCGACGGGCAGGCCCCCGAUGGCAGGGAGAGGGGCCGGGCCCUGGGCGCCGAGGGCGGCAAGCCAUUCACCCUGCGGGAUGGCCUCGUGCGGGCCAUCGUCACCCUGAUCCAGCAGAUGGAGCUGGGCUCCCUGGGCCCCGAAGACACGCCCCCGUCCCCCAAGACCAACCCCACGGGGGCGGUGGAGGAGGGGAGCCCCCAGGACCGCACGGGGCCUGAAGACAGUGAGAGCGAGGCUCCCAGUGAGAAGCCUCUCUCCCUGCCCAAGGUGGAAGCCGAGGACGCCCGCCCACAGCCCCGGGCAGAGCCCCCGCUGCCUGCGGUUAAUGGGGAAGAGGAGAGGGGCGAGGGCGUGGAGGAGGAGGCCGUGGCCCCCGUGCAGGAGCUGGAGGCCUACCUGCAGGACUUUGAUAACAUGACGUGGGAGAUCGAGUGCACGUCGGAGAUGCUGAAGAAGCUGGCGAGCAAGGCGGUCACGCAGGUCCUCAAGAAGAAGAUCGUCCUCGCCAUUCAGCACUUGGGUAACGGUGAGUGGACGCAGGGACUACAGAAGAGGCUGCGGCACCUGCGCGGCGACAUCCAGCUGUACGAGGCCAAGCUGGACAAGGGCGCCCGCAUGCUCUGGGAGCUGGCCAUUGACUUCUCGCCGCGCUGCAGCGAGAACCCCGAGAAGAUCAUCGCCACGGCGCGGGCCGCGCACCCGCUCGAGAAGUCGGGCGGUGUCUACACGGAGAUCAUCCGCAUCUGGGACAUCGUCCUGGACCACUGCAAGCUGAAUGACGCCAUCAGGGCCAUCUGCGCGGCUUACAACCGUGGCCUCUCCUGCAUUUUGCGCAAGAAACUCAAGGGUAUCCACACAGGCCAGCUCUCCUCGGGCCUCAAGAUCCAGAAGCGCAUCCCGCGCUGCUACGUGGAGGACACGGAUGCCGGGAAUGGCAAGAGCCGCGAGCGCGUGGUUCCUGAGUACUUCCCGCCUGCCAGCGCCGUGGCCACCGAGUACAACAUUAUGAAGUUUCACAGCUUCAGCACCAGCAUGGCUCUCAACAUCAUCAGCGACACCACGGCGCCCGCCGAGUACCCCUUCCGAGUUGGGGAGCUCGAGUACGCGGUCAUCGACCUCAACCCGCGGCCGCCGGAGCCCAUCAUCCUCAUCGGCCGCAGCGGCACCGGCAAGACCACGUGCUGCCUCUACCGCCUCUGGAAGCGCUUCCACUCCUACUGGGACAAGGCGGACCGGGCGGGCAGCCCGCUCCUGGCCAAGCACGUGUGGCACCGGCGGGCGGGCCGGGCAGCUGGGGAGGAGGAGGAGGCGGCCGCCGAGGAUGUGGACCCCGAUGAGGAUGAGGAGGAGGAUGACGGGGGGACCCUGGAGCCCGAGACAGCAGACAGCAUCGACGAGGACCCCGAGGACGAGUCGUCGUCCAGCGGCCCCGACCCGGACCCCCCUGGGGCGGCGGAGCCCGUAGAUGAGGCCGUGGAGCCUGUGGAGGGCGUGCAGCUGGAACACCUGCGGCAGGUCUUUGUCACCAAGAACCACGUGCUAUGCCAGGAGGUCCAGAGGAACUUUGUGGAGCUGACCAAGUCCAGCAAGGCGACGAGUCACUUCCGUCCGCUGGAGCCCACCGUGCACCGGCUGCAGGACGUCAGGGAUGAGAGCUUCCCGCUGUUCGUGACCUCACGGCAGCUGCUGCUCCUGCUCGACGCCUCCCUGCCCAACCCCUUCUUCCUGAGGAACGAGGAUGGUAGCCUCAAGCGCAACAUCCUGGGCUGGUCCACACACGAGGAGGCCUCCAUCCCCAACUGGCAGGAGGAGGAUGAGGCCGGCGCUGGCGAUGGUGACUACGGCGAGGAGGACAAAGCGGCAGAGACUCCCGGUGGCGAGAACGAUCCCCGCGUGUUCGUGACCUAUGAGGUGUUCGCCAACGAGAUGUGGUCCAAGAUGGUGAAGGGCAAGACGCCGUACAACCCGGCACUGGUGUGGAAGGAGAUCAAGUCUUUCCUGAAGGGCUCCUUCGAGGCGCUGAGCUGCCCCCAGGGCCGGCUCACCGAGGACGCCUACCAGAAGCUGGGCCGCAAGCGCUCGCCCAACUUCAAGGAGGACCGCGGCGAGAUCUACGCGCUCUUCUGCCUCUACCAGCGCAUCCGCUCGCAGCAGGGCUACUUUGACGAGGAGGACGUUCUUUACAACCUGUCCCAGCGGCUGUCCAAGCUGCGCGCGCUGCCCUGGUCUAUCCACGAACUCUACGGCGACGAGAUCCAGGACUUCACGCAGGCCGAGCUGACCCUGCUCAUGCGUUGCAUCAACGACCCCAACGCCAUGUUCCUCACGGGCGACACGGCGCAGAGCAUCAUGAAAGGCGUGGCCUUCCGCUUCAGUGACCUACGCUCCCUCUUCCACUACGCCAGCAAGAACUGCGUGGACAAGAAGCGCUGCCCCGUGCGCAAGCCCAAGCGCAUUUACCAGCUCUACCAGAACUACCGCUCCCAUUCAGGAAUACUCAACCUGGCCUCAGGGGUGGUCGACUUGCUGCAGUAUUACUUCCCCGAGUCCUUUGAUCGGCUCCCGAGGGACGCCGGUCUCUUUGACGGCCCCAAGCCCACCGUGCUAGACUCCUGCAGCGUCAGUGACCUGGCCAUCUUACUCCGAGGCAACAAAAGGAAAACCCAGCCCAUCGAGUUCGGAGCCCACCAGGUGAUCCUUGUCGCCAAUGAAGUGGCCAAAGAGAAGAUCCCUGAGGAGCUGGGCUUGGCUCUGGUGCUGACCAUUUAUGAGGCCAAGGGUCUGGAGUUUGAUGAUGUUCUCUUGUACAAUUUCUUCACCGACUCAGAGGCAUAUAAAGAGUGGAAGAUCAUCUCCUCGUUCACGCCUUCACCUGAGAGCCGCAUCGAGGAGAACAAGCCGUUGGUGGAAGUGUCCUUGGAGCGGCCGCAUGUGUCUCUGAGCCGGCCCCAGCUGCUCAACGUGGAGGCCUACAAGCUUCUCAAUGGCGAGCUGAAGCAGCUGUACACAGCCAUCACGCGUGCCCGCGUCAACCUCUGGAUCUUUGAUGAGAAUAGGGACAAACGGGCGCCCGCCUUCAGAUACUUCAUCAGGAGGGACCUUGUACAAGUGGUCAGGACCGACGAGAACAAAGACUUUGAUGACAGCAUGUUUGUGAAGACGUCGACUCCCGAGGAGUGGAUCGUGCAGGGAGACUACUAUGCCAAGCAUCAGUGCUGGAAGGUGGCAGCCAAGUGUUACCAGAAAGGAGCCGCCUUUGACAAGGAGAAGCUGGCCCUGGCCCACGAUGCCGUCCUCAACGUCAAAUCCAAGAAAGUCAGCCCCAAGGAGAAGCAGAUGGAGUACCUGGAGCUGGCCAAGACCUACCUGGAGUGCGGGGAGCCCAAGCUCUCCCUGAAAUGCUUGGGGUACGCCCGGGAGUUCCAGCUGUCUGGUCUCCUCUGUGAGAAGCUAGGAAAGAUCAAAGAUGCCGCUUACUUCUAUAAGAGAAGCCAGUGCUACAAGGACGCCUUCCGCUGCUUCGAACAGAUCCAGGAGUUUGAUCUCGCCCUCAAGAUGUACUGCCAGGAGGGGCUUUUUGAGGAGGCCGCGCAGGCCGUGGAGAAGUACGAGGAGAUGCUGAGGGCCAAGAGGCAGCCCGUGUCUAAACUGUCCUAUUCCGCCAGCCAGUUUUACCUGGAGGCCGCGGCCAAGUAUUUGAGCCUGAACAAGACCAAGGAGAUGAUGUCCGUCCUCUCCAAGCUUGACAUUGAGGACCGGCUGGUGUUCCUCAAGUCCCGCAAGCGCCUGGCCGAGGCCGCCACCUUGCUGAAAGGGGAGGGCCGCCGGGAGGAAGCAGCCGUGCUCAUGAAACAAAACGGCUUCCUUUUGGAGGCCUCACAGCUCACGGCUGACAAGGACUUCCAGGCCUCCUGCCUGCUGGAGGCCGCGCGCCUCAACGUGGCCCGGGGCUCUAACCCAGAGGAUACCAAGGUCAUCCUGAAGGAGGCCUUGGCCCUCUGCUCCCAGAUGGGGCAGCGCACUGGCAUCGCUGAGGCCUACUUCCUGCAGGGGGUCCUGCUUAAAGACUUCCUGCGGCUCAAGGUGGCCUUCUAUGAAUUCCUCCACCUCAACCACCCGGUGGGCGUGGUGGAGGCCCUCUACGAGGCCAUGCGCCACUGCCGACCAGGCACUGACAAGGUGCUGGCCUUGGCGCCUGGGGGCCUCGAAGCGCUGCUCCAAAUGGCCAAGGCUCUCAGGCGGGUGACCAGCAAUGCCGAGAAGGAGAUGGUCAAGUCCUGCUUUGAGUUCUUCGGCAUUUCGCAGGUGGAUGUCCAGCACUGCCAGAUGGCCCAGAACGAGCCCGGGCCCAUCUCCAAGAUCAUCUUUGACCUGAAUCCAGGCUUGAAAGACAAGAAGGCCAGAGAUCACCUGGUAGUGGCUGUCGACAGCGUCAAGCUCGCCCUGACCAAGCACCUGCUCACACGGAUGUGCGAGAUCUCGCGGGGGCUGCUGGGCGUGACCUACCCCGGCGUCUGCAGGAGGUUCGUCGCCGGCCUGAGGUGCGAAGAUCCUGCCUGUGGGGACUUCCACCGGCCCCUGCGGCGCCGCGAGGCCAGGACCAUCGUGCAGACGAGGAUGCACCUGGCAGCCCUCAAUGGGCUGCUGCUCGAGGCCAAGCGGGUGUUCCCCAAGGUGCUGGUGCAGGAGCUGGAGGAAAUCGACUGCCUCCUGACGGCCGAUGCCUACGGCCUCUGCAAGGCCUUCCUCGACAUUGUCUUCCCCAGGCACUUCCACCAGAGGGUCAUGUCGGAAAACCCCCUGUCGUGCCGUGAGAUGCUCCGGCCCAGCUACCGCUCCUUCCAAGCCUACCGCACGGCCCUCAAGGAGUAUGUGCACUUCCGCUUCCGGCACGAACGUGCCCGCAGCCAGCGUGAGUCCACAGACCUGUGGCUGAGUUCCAUGCAGGCCUUGGUGCUGGCUUCCAGCUACCCCGAGGAUUUUGAGAAGUUGCUGCACCAGGUGGAGGAGGGCUUUGCCCGGGAGCUGAAGGCGCUGGGGCUGCGGGCCACAGAGCCUGAUGACUGGGCGCGGAUCAAGGGUGUGGAGGGCAGGUGCGGCAUGCUGCUGCCUCACAAGGACACCGAGGGCGCCGAAAAGACGCACCUGUGCUUCAUCCGGCUGCUGCAGAGCUCCUUGGACCGUCUGUACAAGUCCCGUGACCCCGAGGACUGCAAGCGCCUCUUCUUCCGCUUCAUGAACGUGCUGGUGCGGCGCUGCAAGGAGCCCCUCAUCCCUACUGUGGGGCACAUGCUGGCGCUGCUCGAGUUCCAGUUCGUGCACUGCGGUGCUGUGCUGGCGCGCCUCUGGAAGAGCGUCGCGCUCUGCCUGCCACGCAGCUACGUCGCCCUCAUGCACUACUGGGACCACCUGUUUGGCAAAAAGGAUGAGGAGAAGGAGCUGGGUGACGUCUUCACCAUCAUCCAGGAGUACAGGCCCAAGGAUGUGAACCGCUCCAUCCGAGCCUUCCGCUUCCACCUUGCCUACCUGGCCCGCGUGCUCUGCGGCUGCGAGAACGGGGACUUCGACGUCCUGCUGGAUGCUUUUGGUGAUGUCAGCUGCGUGGCGUCGGGCGAGGCCGAGCGCGCCGUCGUCCUGUGCCUCGUCAUGCUCGUGAAUGCCGACACGGUCAUGUGGCCUUGGUGCAAGCCUGUCCUGUGCCGACACUUCCAGGAGAUCGCCUCUAGGCUGAAGGUCAUGCGUACUGAGUUCCCCUCCGAGGUUCCCGACCGGCUGCUGAAGGUGAUGAGUAGGGUGCUGGCCGCCGUGGAUGUGAAGGCAGUGGCUGAAGCCCUGCAGGACCUCCUGUAUGAGCGUGAUGAGGAGUACCUGAUGGAUUGCUACUGGCGCUGCGACACGGCGCAUGGCAAAGGCCCCGCGGCGCGUGGCCUCUACUUUGAGGAGGUCGACCUGAACCGGCUCCUCUGCCUCCACCCCACAGAGUCUUUUGUGGUUGACCUGGAGGCUGAGUUCGACCGGGACGAGCCCACGGAGGACAGAGAAGAUGUGCUCGCUUCCAUCAUCUUCCAGAAACGGCGGAAAGAGCUACAGAAGAUCUCCACCCGCCGCAAGCUCAGGAGGGUCUGCCUCGUCGUCUCCCUCUGCAUCAGGUGGUGGCGGCAGGCAUGCGCCAAGAUGGAGCCCUUCUGGGAGGAUCCCCGCGAGCUGGGCACCGACAACUUCAAAAGGGCUGACGUUGACAGGACUCAGUGCGACCUGUGUGGAGUCAAGUUCAUUCAGGGCCCGGAAAACUACUUUAUCUUGAGGGAAGCCUUUGACAGCGAGUCUUCUGAAGCCCUGAUGAUGCCGGCGGAGGCCGAGCCCAUGGAAAAGGAAGUCCUGGAGGGGAGCCCGGACUUUAUGGCCAGCGACUCCUAUGAUAAGCACAUCCGCCUCGAAACCCACCAGAAGAAGCACGCGGCCUACCAGCAGUACCUGGAGUUCUUCCUCACGAGGGUGGACCCGGCCAUUGGGGAGGGGAAGCUGGUUGUGAGGAGCAUCGAGCAGAGCGCCUGGACCCAGAGCCACCUCGGCUCCAAGGAGCAUAACAAGAUUCUUCAGAGGAAGAUCCUGGAGAACAUCAAACGGGUCUCUGAUGCUGUGGAGGACAUCUAUAGGAGGAAGGCCUGGGCUGACGCCGAGGAGACGAUGACUAGGCUGGUUAACAUUUUGACCCAUUCUGUCAGUGAUGCUCGGGAGUGGCUGAUGAAAACGGAGGAACGUUUGAAGGAGGAAGGCAUUGUUCAGGAAAAUGAAUACGAGGAUGAAGUUGAAGACUUUGGGGAGCUCCAGCCCAAGAGGUUCUCCAAGAAGCGUGGCUGGCGCCGGAGAUACUGAUGGCCGGACACACCCCGGCCGCGCUCCUGCCAUGUGGGUGUACAUAGUGUAAAGGAGGCCCCGGCCAGGCCUCUGCUUUUUACCUGUUUGUUGCUCUGUUCUCUCAAGCCGGUGCCCGCCCGCCUUCACCACCGAGGAAGGGGAUUUCACAAACCCAGCUCCCAUAGGCCUGGCUUCCUGGAAGCCCUGGAGGCUCCUGCACCUGAGGUGUCGCUGGACCAGAGAACGAUGGAGAUGGGUGGCCGGCCCUCAAGGUCUGGCUCAGCCCCUGGAGCAGCCUCUGGCGCCACCUUUCCCACCCUGUGUCGGUGGCACACGGGCAUGACUUGUACAUAGAAGGCGCCCAUGCCCAUGUGUGCCGCUAUUCUUGGACACAGGGAUGCUCUGGGGCGGGAGUAGGAGCCAUGCCCUCCUGGCCCUCCCGAUGCCCGUCUCCAUCUCGCACCCCCAGGACCACCCCGUGGGCUGCAUGGAGCCAUGGGGAGAGGGUCGGGGCAGAUGUUCUCUUGUAGGCAGCCCUCUCUGGGAACAAAGUCUGCCUUUCCUUGGUCUCGCCAGCCGGCCUCAGUUUCCCCGAGCUGACUGAGACACGCCUACCUCAGCAUUAGGUCAGGAAUGUUCCCCGUCCUCUGGAGUCCUUGUUCUUUGUGCCCUUUCCCGGGGGAGGCCCCGUGCCCUGCGGCUCAGCCUGCCUUACGGCGGUCGCCCACCCCUGGUACUAAUGAAGGCGAGCCCCUGCUCCCUCGCGUGGAUGAUCCCAAAGCUCUUUCCCACGGAGCUUGACGCUGCACCUCCUCCCCAGUGUUUGUCCCACCGGCAGAUUCGGGAUCCUCUCUCCACACCAGCCCACCUAUCCGUCUAUCCGUCUGUCCGGUGCAGGCUUGGAUGACGAAGGUGGCCCACCCUUCGCUGGGCUCGCUGGGCUCACAGAGCCCGUGGUGAGAGAGGAGUGGCCUGCAAUGCCGCCCGGCCUGCCUUGAGUGCCUGAAGGGAAGGGAGGCAGUGUGCACCCUCAGCCGUUCUCUGUCCGGCUGUCUGCUGCGGUCAUGCGCUUCCUCUUCACUGUGUCCUUCACUGCCCCCGCAGGGCCUCCCGCCGGCUGUUCCGCCCCUGCAGCUGUCUCUUUUUGGUCCUCAGUUUUGUUCCAGACGUUUUUAUAGAUUUCA
Molecule: messenger RNA, 10178 nt
Organism: Trichosurus vulpecula (common brushtail)
Lineage: Eukaryota; Metazoa; Chordata; Mammalia; Diprotodontia; Phalangeridae
Gene: TRANK1
Product: tetratricopeptide repeat and ankyrin repeat containing 1
Exons: 24
Coding region: 1-9012 (3003 amino acids)
Molecular function (GO): ATP binding; protein binding
Source: RefSeq, a predicted model, not a curated record